This is a messenger RNA of Pseudophryne corroboree (corroboree frog), 4620 nucleotides long. It is a transcript of the gene ARC, whose product is annotated as activity regulated cytoskeleton associated protein. Gene Ontology annotation, biological process: cytoskeleton organization; regulation of neuronal synaptic plasticity; positive regulation of AMPA receptor activity. The transcript has 2 exons. Bases 698 to 2071 code for a protein of 457 amino acids. Gene Ontology annotation, molecular function: mRNA binding. Gene Ontology annotation, cellular component: plasma membrane; cytoplasm; actin cytoskeleton. The record is from RefSeq and is a predicted model, not a curated record. NCBI's taxonomy places the organism in Eukaryota, Metazoa, Chordata, Amphibia, Anura, Myobatrachidae.
GGGAAACUAUUCACACAAACUCCAACACAAACAGAUAGAAAAGUAUUUCUUCUCUACCGCCUUGUGUUCCAAGCGGCUCUCCCGGACCGUUACCUGCCAGCUUGAUAGCAAUCCACCGACAGAGUUCUACUCUCGAAUAAGAAGCUUUUUAUCCCCCUCGUUUGCAAGCAUUGAUAUUUCCUCCAAGCCCAACACUGAGACAAGACUUGUUCGAAUCUGCGCCGUUGGCACUAAGCUCUACAGAGAUUUCCCGGAUUUCCCCGGUGAAAGAGAAACAAACAAUUCUUCGGAACUUCCGAAAGGACUGGACACUUUUAUUUGGGGUGAUAUCUAACACAGUCUUUUAUCUCUUCUUUCUGAUAUUUGCUAAACUUCUCAAGUAGCAGUGAUUGGCUGUACUGGGAACUUUACACUGUUGUGUAUUGUUGAAUUGUAAUAUCUAGCUUAAAGGAAUCGUGCAAAUGUUUAUUGAUUGUGUUACCACAAUGCUUUUAGCCUAAUGUUGUAGACAAAGAGGUGGGCAGUAGGUAACCCUUUCCCAAAUUUGCUGCCUCAGAGAGUGCAUUCUUGCUGGGGAUAAUUUGAACUACAAAAAGUUUCUGACUGGGCACAGUCUUACAUUUUGCAGCCCGAGCGUUGCUACUUUCCAAUUGUACCUUAGGUCAAUUUCAAGUUUGUUCCUUGGCAAACUCUUGAAAUGGCAGCAAGUUUGGCUCUCAAUGGGAUCGCAGCCCCAGCCCUCUCGGUUCCUGAACAAACUGUGGCUCUUCAAAUUGGCACUUGCAGUCCAGCAGAGAUGUUGGAUCGGGUUAGAAAGACGCAGGUGUACAUCCUGUCUGGGGUCUCCAGGCAGGUGGAGAAUGAACUGAAAGGGUUCAAGAGGUCAGUGCAGAGGUUAAGUUCCAAUAUUAAUGAUCAGUCCCCGGUAGUUGGAAUUCAGAGAUGGAAACGCUCCAUAAAGGCUUGUCUGUUGAGGUGCCAAGGCACCUUGGUCAACUUAGAGAGGUGGGUGAAGAGGGAGAUGAACUCAUGGAGAGGCGUGUUCUCUCGUUUUGAAAAAAUGGUCAGCAAGGACAACUUGUGCAGGACAUGUCAGAUGGAGGAGAAGCAUAGGAGGUCUUUUUAUGGAGAGAAAAGUGAUAAGGAGAAGGAGGCAGAAGCAUCUCAGGAGAUAGUUGACCCUUAUGCCCCCAGCCCACCAUUAUCACCUCCACCACCCCCACCUCCCCUACCAGCCCAAACAUGCCACCCACACCACUGGGUGGUGAUCUCCGUUGACCUUCUCUCAUCGCCCGAGUUCGAUGCCAAAAUGUCAGAGGAUCCCCGUGAGUUCCUGGUGAAUCUAGAGAAGUACUUUAAGCGCAGUGGGUGGAAUGAGAAAAUUUGGUUGUCACAAGUAGACAACCAUUUGAAGGGCGCAGCCAAAAAGUGGUGGGAGUAUAGACAGGAGACAGUAGAAAGUUGGCAUGAUUUCAAGGUGGCUUUCCUGCAGUACUGUGAAAGGAUUUUGGUCAGAGAGGCCAUCAAGAGGGACUUAGAUCUUCCCCAGAGGCGCUGGGAACCACUAGAGCAGUUUGUAUGGAAGAAAAGAGCCCUGUAUCACAGGCUUUAUGCAGAAGCCAAUGAGGAAGAGAUGAUCCGAUACAUCAUUAGCACUCUGCAUCCUGAGAUCAGGCGUUUCCUGAAGCCCCCUUUCCCCAAAACCAUGGAUCAGCUAGUGCAGAUGGGAAAAGAAAUCCAGUUUGACUUUGAGCAGUCGGAGAUGCAGACUCUGAAAGCCUCUUUCUCCGAUGAGCAAAUUAGCAGCAAACUCAAUGUCAUUGUCACAAAAGACCCUUACGACAGCAACAACUUAAAAGACCCUUACGACAGCAAUAACAUUAAAGACCCUUACGACACCAAUAACAUUAGUGACCCUUACGACAGCAAUAACAUUAGUGACCCUUACGACAGCAACAACACUAGUGACCCUUACGACAGCAAUAACAUUAAAGACCCUUACGACAGCAAUAACAUUAAAGACCCUUACGACAGCACCAGCAUUUGCACAGAGAAAACCGAAUUUGAGUAGAAAAGUUUCCUGGGAUGUGUUGGGAAAAUGUUGAUCAAUCUCUGCUGAGAUAUGGAUGCUCUUGAAUGAAAUACACCUUUGAGACAUUACAUUAGACAGUGAGUUUAGUCUGAGUGCAUUGAGAAAUACUCUAGUCAUUUUGCAAGUGUGUUCCCUGCAUGGUGCAGAGACACAAAGAAAGUUGCAACGAAGACGAGUGACAAUGCUAUUAGACAGUAUAAAGUUUGGGACAGGGUCUAGAUGUUUAUCACACCAUCCUAGUUUAGUUAUGGCAAUGCUGAUAUAGCACUUACAAUACAAGGUAAUCUUUUUGCAAUACAUUUUUGCUACUUUUGUUUUGUUAAAGCAGAAAACUACAUUUAAAGUUUCAUAACAUGGUAUUUAACAUUACAGCUGAACUAAUGACUUAUUUCAGACCUAAGCAUCUUGCUGCAAUACACUCGGUGCAGCUGAGGUUGUAGCGGAUGUACAGGACACAUUGCCCUAUAUCUAGCCUGAAAGUAAACGGUAGUUGCUUUUAAAAGGACCCCAUAUAGUAAAUGGAGCUUGGUUAAAGUUUGUGAAUUUGUCGCCAGAAUCUGGUGUCACAAAUUUGGGUGCAUUGUAUAGUACAUUGCAGGUUAUUAUCUGAGCAGGCACCCAGUGAGAGCAUUUACUGUAUGUCUGGGACUGUUUAAAUGAUCUUCUGCCUUCUCCCUUUACAUUUCAGGGUAAAUGGCAAAAGGAAGAAUGUUCACCGUUUGUUCAGUUUUAAGAGCAUUAUUUUUACAUACUGUAUAUAAUGAAUAUGUAAAUAAAGGGGGGGAAAGUAUUUUUGAUAUUUAUCAAAUGUCAUCUACUUAAAGAUUCUUAUUGUACAUAUGAUAAACGCAAUAUACAGUAUUGUACAUACAGUAGAGAAAUGAAACAAAACUUAAAGUGCAUGACGACUUUGUAAAAUAACUUUGCAUUUUACCACAAAAGCAAUAGUGUACUUCUACUAUUUCAUAUCUCAAGAAGUAAUCACCGUGUACCAAUGUUACAGAUAUUGUAAAUUUUCUUACUAUCACCUUUGAAACUGUCAUGUGGUCUCAGUUGUAAAUAUGAUACUUCCGGUGUUUUAGACACAGGUACAAUAUAUAUGUGUGAGAUCAUGGUAGCAUUUUUUUUCUAAAGCAAUGUCAAACCAAAAUAUAUGAAUGUCACCUGAAGUUAGGUCAGUUCUAGAACUUCACAAAUGCAAGUCUCUACCUGGACACUGAUAAAAAAAAAAAACUGGAUUAUGCAUUCACUGUAUGUUUGUGGACAUUUCAACUCCUUCACUAAGUUCAAAUUCAACGGUUCCAGUGGAUGGUUCCAUGAGAUUCUUUAAGAAUUUAGGAUGUUACGCCAAUUCAGCAACCCAUGUUCUGUAACUACACCGAACCCGCUCAUCUCUACUACAAAGUAGAUAUGAAUGGCAUGAAAUCUUGGCUAGGCCAACUAUUGACAUUAUUUGAACCGCUCUGUCAUAUCAAAAGGACAAUGUGGAAUGUAGGACUCAGUCAACUUCACUCAGGAAUAUCUACGACCUUCAGGAGUUCUUGACAAUCAUGACAGUUGUAGUCACAUCAAGGCCACCUUCUUAUUGGCUCAGGAGCCCAGUCUGUCUAUGUUGGGUUCUUAUGGAGAAAACACUACAACACGCUGGAUGAGCAACCAGUGAAGGCCUCGCCCCAGUGCUUCACCCACCUGAGGCCAAUUAGUGGGUCCACCUUCUUCUGCAACACCUGAAGCCCAUGGACAUCCAGGGUCGAUGGAGAAAGAGGCCCGCAGUCUAACAAUAUAGCAGAACAAAGAGCUACCAUUGGGUUCGGUUUCCCUGCACAUCAAGGACAUUUGUGCCACCAUGUGUCCUGCCCAUCUCUGGUCUUCUGACCCAAAGCUUCAGAUAAUUAUGGUCACCAGCCACCAGAUACCAAGUGACCCACCUGGAAGAGAUUCCCCGACAGUUACUCCUGUGUGCUCAUGUCAUCCACUUUAGAUAUUAAAAAAUAUUGAACUUGAGAAACUUAUGAGGAACGUUGACAACAAAGACUAUGAAUGGACAGCUGAUAAAAAUGAAACAGUAGCAAUUUUGCCUAUAUUCUCUACUGUCCUUCACCACCCUCAGACCUCAAAUAAGGUCCUUCUCGCACCUCGUAAGAUUGCAGGACAUACUUACUAUUGCUCAAAUGUAUUUCAUCUAAGUGUUUCCUAUUUAUACAGCAGGGAAGACUGAAUGUCAUUGCUUGUAAUGUCACCUUCUUAUUACCUCAAUGAUAACGAACCAGAAUGUAUCCCUGAAAAAACAAAAUGACAAGGAUGGUACUUUUUUAUGGAAAAAAGUGACCUUAGACUGAAAGCCUUAUCAGGUGGAUAACAAGAUGAGACCGAUUCCAUGUUUUAUAUGAAAUAUCACAGUUUUGUCUAUAAUGUUUGAAAGCACAUUGCGUUUUAUCCAAAGAGAUCGUGUAAUGAUUACAAAAGCCAUAUUGUGUCAAUGUACAAAUGAUUGUUUGUUAAUAAAAUGCUAAAUACACUGUAUGAAA